Molecule: messenger RNA, 2955 nt
Organism: Zophobas morio
Lineage: Eukaryota; Metazoa; Arthropoda; Insecta; Coleoptera; Tenebrionidae
Product: 5-hydroxytryptamine receptor 7-like
Biological process (GO): positive regulation of cytosolic calcium ion concentration; cell-cell signaling; phospholipase C-activating G protein-coupled receptor signaling pathway
Cellular component (GO): plasma membrane
Molecular function (GO): alpha1-adrenergic receptor activity
Source: RefSeq, a predicted model, not a curated record
UCGACUCGGCAAGUCACUGAAUUACGACGAUUAUUUAGUUCGGAUAAAGCGGUGUGAUGGUGUACUUACAAUCGCGCUGGAUACGUCUGCCUGAUAUGGAGUGUACUUGAGCAAAGAAAUGACUAAGAAUGUCCAACGAAUCGGGUAGUCUGAAGCCCCCGGUGACCAACAACUCGAGCGUCGAAGAGUCCGCGACGCACAUCCAGAAGCUGGCCCUGGCGGCCCUCCUCAGCGUGGUCAUCGUGGUGGUGAUAAUCGGCAACACUCUCGUUAUUCUGGCUGUGAUAACAACAAAGAGAUUACGUACAGUAACGAACUGCUUCGUCAUGUCGCUAGCAAUAGCCGACUGGUUAGUCGGCGUCUUCGUCAUGCCCCCGGCGGUGGCUGUGGCUUUGAUGGGUACCUGGGAACUUGGCUGGGUUUUGUGCGACAUCUGGGUGUCGCUGGAUAUCCUCCUGUGCACCGCGUCGAUCUUGAGUCUUUGUGCCAUAAGCGUUGACAGAUAUUUAGCAGUCACUCAACCGUUGAACUACUCGAGGAGGCGAAGAUCGAAGAGGUUAGCCUUCACCAUGAUUCUUGUAGUGUGGCUGAGCUCGGCGCUCAUCACGUGUCCGGCCAUGUUCGGAUGGUACGAGCCGGGUAGGCACAACGAGAAAAUCUGCAGAUACAACAAAAAUACCGGUUAUGUGAUUUUCUCCGCAAUGGGUUCCUUUUUCAUCCCGAUGAUGGUGAUGCUGUACGUUUACGUACGGAUAUCCUGCGUGGUGAUGCGGCGGCACGACAAACCCCCCUACAUCGACACUUUCUCCAGGAAAAGUCAGAAGCUCGUCAUCAGCGUGAAAGAAGAGUCGGAUAUAGAUCGAGUGUCGUCGGAGUGCGAAGAACAGAACAUUCGAUGUUCCAGGUACUUUCGACAAAUAAGUGCAUGCGGCCAGUCCGCCGAGCCCCUCAACCAGGCCAACCACGAGCAGCGCAAAUCCGUGGGCACCCGGUCCAUCCGGUCGACCUACUCCUUCAACCACGAGCCCUUGACGGCGCAGCGCUCCGCUAGCCUGUACCGGCCGCCGUCGUUCACCCCUCAGCGGUCCCGGCCCGAGUCGCUCAACUUCGACGCGACGGCCACCCUCAACUUCGAGCCCGCGACGCGCGUCUCCUCCUUCCGCCGCGAGACCAAGACGGCCCAGACGCUCAGCAUCGUCAUGGGCGGCUUCAUCGCCUGCUGGCUGCCCUUCUUCAUCUGCUACCUCCUCACGCCCUUCAUCCCCAGCACCGAGGUGAACGCGCUCAUCAUGAACUACCUGACGUGGCUGGGCUGGUUCAACUCGGCCAUCAAUCCCUUCAUCUACGCCUUCUACAGUCCCGAUUUCAGAAUAGCCUUCUGGCGGCUGACGGUCAAGCACUUCUCCAAGUCGAGGAGGGCGAUUUCGCCUUCCAGCACAAGUGAGGGCGCGAUCCACCGACGUUCUAUUCUAGUCACUGUGUUUUAUAGCUGUUAUUUAUAUUACCUUUGUAAUUUAUUCGUUACCAUAGGCGCCGAGUGCGGGGGCGGCGACGGGCGCAUCGUGGCUUAACAACACGUGUUGAGCCCCGUCAAGGCUAAGUCGGCGCCCCUGCUCGUUACCGUUUACAAUUUCCACGAAGUGAAGCGUUUCAGACAUGGGUUGCUUUCUUCGUAAGGUGAAGAGGGAUCGUAAAUUAACGUAGUACUUAACGAUAAAAAUCUGACGUUAAAAACGUCGUAAUGCGGGCUAAUUUAUAUUAAUCACUCGCCGUUAUGUGAGGUCAUUAGAAUAACACCCCGACUAUUAAUUUAGCCAUCUCUUUUUUACAGCUCUAAUAACGCGUACGACCCCCAUAAAAUUCACAAGGGCGAUAUUUCAAUUUCGCCGUUUUGAUUGGCAACAAAAUCGCGGUCAUGCCAAAAAUUGAAAUGCAUCCACUGAAACCACUAAAUCUAUUUUGAAAAUGUAUUUUUAGAUGGUUUGUCUCGAAUCGAUAUUUCCUUUCGGGCGAAACUGAUACGAGGGAAAAUUUAAUUCGCGGGAAGUGCACGACCAACAAUGAGAGAAUGUUUUGGCAUAAACAUACUCGGGCGUAAAUUAUAAGAAACUCUAAUGGAUAUCCACCAAUACGUAAAGCCUGGGAAAGAACAUCUGCUGGGAGCAAAAAAGUUUCCAAACUGCUUUGAGAGAGGGUCACGUAAAAACUAAUGUAGGGUGGAAGCUCGCACUUUACUGUACUUAAAAAAAUACUUAUUUGCUUGUAAAUUUCCGGACACAACGGAAACUUGAUAAAUCAUAACGGAAAAUUUAUUGGACGAAAUAAUAUAGCAAAUAAUUAAUAACAUUUUGAUUUAGAGUUGGCUUUCACUCACAAACUAAUUGACCAUAAAUAUCCUUUUUAAAUAAACGCAAAGUUGCAAACAUUGAAAAAUACGUGCAUGACGACGACAAAAUAUCAUUAUUUGAGUGUAACAAGUGUGAAUCUGAAAUUUCGUCGAGUGUUUUCCGUACUGAAACGAACUGGAUCAAACAUAUCAAUACUGCCAACUUAUGAAUGUUAUUUAAUCGUGAAAAGAACCAAAAUAAUUGCCAUUAAUAUCCAGUUCAGGUUACGUUGGCAACGCAAACAACAUAUUUUGUCCGACACUCCAUAUUUCAAUGUUUCUAUUUUGUUUUGUCAGGUUGGCAACAUUUUCAAAUUAGGAUGGCAGGCCUGACUGUCAAAGUGACAUUUACGACACCAAGUCACUAGUUGCCAAUACUUCAGAAUUACCAACACAAAAAUUUGCUGCAUUAAUAGUCACCGAAUAGUUGCUAGUUUACGGAAAAAAAGUAUAUUGCGAUAUCAAAAAAUUGUAAAAUCGAAGAAGGAAAAAUGAAAAAUUAUAUUAUUAUAUAUUCUUAGAAGACAUGUCAUUUGCCAAAAUCAGUCUUAGUUUAACAAAUACUUGCC